AAUUUGAAUUACGAUGGAGUUCAGAUACAGAGCCAUCGACAUCGAUCGGCCACCUCCUGUGAAAGACACGGCCCCAUCUCAGUCUCUGAAUCCAAACUAUUCCUUCUUCUCGGCACUACCAAUCCCAAUCCCAGGAUGGAACAUAAUACCAGGAUGGGACUAUGUUCAACGAGAGAUUGAGAAGGAGCAAAUCCGUCGUGAGAUCAUUGCAGCGGAAACUGCGAGAAGAAAAGAGCUUAUAGCUGAGGUUGCACAGGAGAUGGCCAUCGAGAGAGAAAUGGCGAUUAAAUGUAUGGCAGAGAAGGAGGAUAAGAUAGCUAUGUGGAUCACUCAAAGGAAGCUUCCACAUCAGAACCACAACAACAACUUUUCUAAACUGAAGCGUACUUACAGUGAUCCUGCCAUCUACACAAGGCCCAACAGUCUAGUUACAUCACCAAUGAAGCAAAUGCCUCCACUACAGCAAAUGCUUGAGGCUACAGCAGCUAAGGAAACGCCAGUUUUGGAGUCUAACAAGGACAAGUUGAUUAUAUUGGAUAGGCCUGAUCCUAUCGGAGGGGAUGCUAAAACUCGUCUUGGAAGAGCUAAGCGUAAGGCAAAGGAUGUUGAGGGAGGUUUGAACGAACCUUCUAAAAGGAAGAGGCUGUUUAAGUUUUGGUGCGACCUUUGUAGUGUUGGGGCCUGUAAUGAAACAGUCAUGAGGAAUCAUGAGUUAGGAAAAAAACAUAAAGCUGCUAUUAAAAAGCAGCCUGAGAAGACGGCUGCUUCAACCUCCGUCAUCAUAGCUCCUGCUUCCCUUGCAGCUCCACAAUCAGAAGCUGUUACAGUAGUGGCAAAUGCUCAGCUUCAGAAAGUGGAGGAAGUGGCGGCGAAAGAAACUGGAAAGAAGAUAGAAGGUGAGAAGAAAAAGUCGGUAAUGGUUCGGUGCGAAGCUUGUAACAUUGUGACGUAUUCUGAGAAUGUGAUGGAGACUCAUAAGCUUGGGAAAAAACACAAGGCUAUGCUUAAGAAACAUUAUUCUGAGCAGUUGCUGGAGAUUCACAGGCUUGAGGAAAGAGCAUCUACAGUCACAGUGAAAUCUUUAGAUGCUGAUCCAAGCGAGGAAGAAUCAAUGGUUCAUUUCUUGGAAAAAGCCUCUAGCUAGCUGAUUUAGCUACCAAUAUCAUUACAGUUCCAGUGACAUAGAAGGUUAUAUAUAUGGAA
Messenger RNA from Brassica oleracea var. oleracea, 1203 nucleotides. RefSeq lists its product as uncharacterized. Lineage: Eukaryota; Viridiplantae; Streptophyta; Magnoliopsida; Brassicales; Brassicaceae. The record is from RefSeq and is a predicted model, not a curated record. Bases 14 to 1144 code for a protein of 376 amino acids. The transcript is spliced from 3 exons. Gene Ontology annotation, molecular function: nucleic acid binding; zinc ion binding.